This is a messenger RNA of Eurytemora carolleeae, 2931 nucleotides long. RefSeq names its product innexin shaking-B. The transcript has 7 exons. The record is from RefSeq and is a predicted model, not a curated record. Lineage: Eukaryota; Metazoa; Arthropoda; Copepoda; Calanoida; Temoridae. Gene Ontology annotation, molecular function: gap junction channel activity. The coding region runs from base 470 to 1588 and encodes 372 amino acids. Gene Ontology annotation, cellular component: plasma membrane; gap junction.
UCGAUUGAAGGCCAUUGGGUGGCCUGGCCGGGUAGUGCCUGUCCUACAGUCACAACUUUAUUGGUGAGAUGUAUGGAUGGUGGGUGGUAACAGGAUAAAUACAAGAUGACCGAACCAGCUGAUCCUGCCAGGAGACACACUAGAGAACCAUCAACCUGAAACACCGGGAGUCAAUCAGGGGAACCCGGAGAGAAUGGAAACUAGUGAACCGAACCUGUGCCAUCAGUUUACCAGGGGUUGAGAGCAACUAGUUGUGCUAUAACUCGGGAACAUGAAUAUAAAACUUCUCUUUAGAACUCAAUAAACCUGGAGUUUUUAAGUGAUACAAAUAUGUAAAGAAAGCGUUGGGAGAGAGGAGACUCUUAGCUCCAGGUGUAGGUGGUUACUCACCAAUUCCGAAGAUAGGGUUAGACCCGGAGAUAUUUGUUAUUAACUAAUCUGAACCUAAACACCAGGAGUACAGGGCUGCAUGGUUGGAUCAUCAGGGUCCGGCAGUAUGUUACAUUUAUUCCUAGGGUUAAAGAGCUUGGUAAAAGUUAGUAGAUUUCACACAGAUGGGAGUGUGUUCAGAUUGCACUAUAGGAUUACAGUGAUGGUGCUUCUAGCUUUUACUUUUAUAGUGACAACCCGCCAAUACAUAGGUUCACCCAUCAUGUGUGUACAUACUAAAGAAAUACCGAAAGAAGUGUUGAACACGUACUGUUGGAUUCAUCCGACCUACACACUCAGCUCCGCUCAUUGGAAGCGGGUUGGAGUUGAUGUCCCACACCCUGGAGUAGAUAAAACAAGGGAUGAGAGGGAUAAGAAACACGUCAAGUAUUAUCAGUGGGUUGGAUUCUGCUUAUUCUUCCAGGCAAUCCUGUUCUACGUACCACGCUGGUUAUGGAAGAACUGGGAGGCAGGGAAGAUUCAUGCUCUCAUGAUGGAUCUAGAUGUCGGAGUCAUUCAGGAUGUGGAGAAAAGACAAAAGAAAAGACUGUUGUUAGAUUAUCUCUCGGAUAAUCUAAAACAUCAUAACUGGUGGGCAUACAGAUACUUCUUCUGUGAAUUCCUAGCUCUUAUCAAUGUAGUAGGUCAAAUGUUCUUGAUGGACCGCUUCUUCGACGGAGCUUUUCUCACGUUCGGUCUCGAGGUGAUCGCCUUCGCGGAGCAGGAUCAAGAGGAUCGUCUCGAUCCUCUCAUAUACGUCUUCCCUAGGAUGACGAAGUGUACAUUCCACAAGUUUGGUUCAAGCGGAGAGGUUGAGAAACAUGAUGCUCUGUGUCUUCUCCCUCUAAAUAUAGUAAAUGAGAAAGUGUAUGUUUUCCUCUGGUUUUGGUUUAUUCUUCUCUCUAUCCUGAGUUUCCUUGUUAUCCUCUACAGACUAAUCAUUGUCCUCAGCCCGAAGAUGAGAGCCUACCUUCUCUACAUCAGGUUCAGGCUCAUCAGGAGGGAGGUCAUCAACACCAUCGUCAAGAAGUCCUAUGUUGGAGACUGGUUCCUGUUCUAUAUGCUGGGCCAGAACGUGGACUCGAUGAUCUUCAAGGAGGUGAUGCAUGAGUUGGCGAGGAAACUGGGACAUCUAGGCAAGGACUUCUCCGAUACCUAGAUGGAGAGAACUAGGGUUUGAUCCUGUGAUACUACCCGGAGAAAUCCUUCCCACUGACAUGCAACCCGACCCACAUUCAUCAAACCUGUAGUUCCCGUCCCACUAGUUUUUAACGAAAUCAGAAAUUGGAAUUUUGUGUACUACUAUUUUUCCAAAUCCCUGACGAAAAAACUAAAAGACCCCACAUCAGAAACAGUUCCAAAUGUGACACCAGAAACAGUUCCAAUAGGACACCAGAAACAGUUCCAAGUGAGACACCAGAAACAGUUCCAAAUGCGACACCAGAGACAGUUCCAAAUGUGACACCAGAAACAGUUCCAAUGGAGACACCAGAAAAUGACACCAGACGACAAAAGAUAUUCUAGAUUAGACUGGAAACUAGAAAUACAAAGAGGUUAAAACCGUUUUCAAGACAAAGAGAUCUUGUCAAAUCAAGAACAGGUAGCAGAGAUCUUGUCAAGACAAGAACAAGUAGCAGAGAUCUUGUCGAGAAAAGAUCAGUUUGAGUUUAAGUCAGUGGACGUUUGUUAAUCCUAAUCCAGUUGUGCACAAACCAACAAAACAAUAUUAAAUCAAGUAAAGUGGAAUUCUACUGAACAGUAAUGAUUCCCAUGCACUGAUCUUUGCUCUAACCUUUCCAUCUACCUUUUAAAUUCAUUAGAUUUUUACUUUAGAUUUUUAAACUCUAACUCUUUCCAUUCUCUUAAAACCUUACCCUUAUAAUUUUUCAUUCAUUAAAAAAACUAUCUAAAAUUUUAUUUUUGAAUAUUUUGAAAAAGUACAGCAAAAAAGACAAAUUCUACUGAUAUAACUAUUUCUAAACUAAAAAAAUUCGGAAAGUAUCACCUAAACCUAAAAUCUACAAAUACUAUCCUCUAAACCUGAAAUCUACGAAUACUAUCGUCUAAACCUGAAAUCUACGAAUACUAUAUUCUAACCCUGAAAUCUACGGAUACUAUCUCCUAAACCUGAAAUCUACGGAUACUAUCUACUAAACCUGAAAUCUACGGAUACGAUCUCCUUAACCUGAAAUCUACGGAUACUAUCUCCUAAACCUGAAAUCUAAGGAUACUAUCUCCUAAACCUGAAAUCUACGGAUACUAUCUCCUAAACCUGAAAUCUACGGAUACUAUCUCCUAAACCUGAAAUCUACGGAUACUAUCUUCUAAACCUGAAAUCUAGGGAUACUAUCUCCUAAACCUGAAAUCUACGGAUACUAUCUCCUACACCUGAAAUCUACGGAUACUAUCUCCUAAACCUGAAAUCUACGGAACCAUAAUCCUACCAAUACUAUUUUUUCCUUCAGUUUUCGUUAAUCUAGGGAUAUUUAAUUAUUAAAACUA